This is a messenger RNA of Platichthys flesus (European flounder), 3561 nucleotides long. RefSeq names its product sp1 transcription factor (gene sp1). Gene Ontology annotation, molecular function: DNA-binding transcription factor activity, RNA polymerase II-specific; RNA polymerase II cis-regulatory region sequence-specific DNA binding. Gene Ontology annotation, biological process: regulation of transcription by RNA polymerase II. NCBI's taxonomy places the organism in Eukaryota, Metazoa, Chordata, Actinopteri, Pleuronectiformes, Pleuronectidae. Bases 74 to 2203 code for a protein of 709 amino acids. The transcript has 6 exons. The record is from RefSeq and is a predicted model, not a curated record.
UCAAGUUAGUGUGAAGUUGCGAAAAGUUGUCAACCCGAGAAAAGCGCAGAGAAACUCCUCCCGUCUUCAAAUUAUGAGCAAUCAGCAGCAGGGUGAAAUGGCCGCUGUGGGGAGCGGUGGAGGCUUCAGUCAAAAGCGAAACACAAACUCUCAAGACUCACAGCAGCCGUCUCCGCUGGCCUUGUUGGCAGCCACAUGCAGUCGAAUUGACACCCCAGGAGAGAACGAUUCGCCCAACGACCACCAACAACAACAAAACCAGCAGCAACAGCUGGACCUCAACCAGGGUGUUUUCACCUCCAGUGCCAACGGCUGGCAGGUUGUCCCUCUCAGUGUGCAAACAUCCUCAGGCACCAACACGGUCACCGACACUCAAGUAGUGAUGACAGAUUGCAAGAGCAGACAGGUGCUGUCACAAUCAGUGGCUGCUGUAUGCACUCAGGGACAGCAGCAGCAGCAGCCACAGCAAUAUGUACUUGCUCAGGCUCCAUCAAUGCAGGGUCAGCAGUUGCUCACCACCUUAUCUGGUGUGAUGCCCAACAUCCAGUACCAAGUGAUUCCCCAGUUUCAGACUGCAGAUGGCCAGGCCCUGCAGUUUGCACAUGCUCAGCAGGACUCUGGAGUAUCUGCAGGUGGACAUGGGCAACAGUUUCAGAUAGUGUCCUCUCCAAAUGGCCAGCAGAUCAUAACCACAUCCAACAGAGUUGGAGCAGGAGGAAACAUCAUAACAAUGCCCGGUCUCCUACAGGGAGCCAUCCCCAUACAAAAUAUUAGCUUAGGUAAUGGCGUGUUACAAAACCAGCCCCAGUUUCUGGCAAAUAUGCCUGUGUCACUGAAUGGAAACAUCACUUUGUUGCCUGUCAGUACUGGAGCAAGUGCAGGGGGGGAUGCUAAUGGUGGAGGGGAUACAGGGGGAGGCCAGCUUGUACAACAGCAGUCACAACAGCCCGUGUCUACCAACAGUGGUGUAAGUUACAUGACAAGUGCGACUACUGUCAACGCACAGACCUCGUCUUAUGGAAUGACUCAAACGCACAACAGCAAUGGAGUCGUGACGGGGACGUACCAGCAUAACACAGCAUCUCUGGGUGUGCCGAUACAACCGGACAACAGAGAUGGGCAGCAGCCACAGCAGAUCCUUCUCCAGCCUCAGCAUGUUCUCCAAGGUGGAACUCAACUCCAGACCAUCCAGGCUGGUGCUCUCACAACAGCAGGCGGUCAGGUAUUUGCUGCUCCGACGCUCAGCCAGGAAGGGCUUCAAAAUCUUCAAAUUAUGCCAAACACAGGCCCCAUCCUCCUGCGCACCGUGGGCCCAAACGGCCAGGUGAGCUGGCAGACCAUUCAGAUCCAGAGUCCAGCCGGAGCACAGAUCACACUGGCCCCAAUGCAGUCUCUCCCUCAGCUCGGUCACACUCAGGGAUCUGGUGGAGCUGGAGGGGUGUCCGUCAACACAGUGCAGAUCCCAGGCAUCCAGACCAUAAAUCUAAACACACUCGGAGGCUCUGGGCUGCAGAUGCACCAGCUGCAGGGUGUUCCCAUCACCAUCGCCAGCUCAGCAGGAGAUCAGGCGUUGCAGGCGGGCGGAGACAGUUUGGAUGAUAGCACAGCUAUGGAUGAUGAGGAUAUAAGCCCUCAACCUCAAGGACGACGUAACAGAAGGGAAGCCUGUACCUGCCCCUUCUGCAAGGACGGGGAAGGAAGCAGGGACCCAACUAAAAAGAAACAGCACAUUUGUCACAUCGGUGGCUGCGGGAAGAUCUACGGCAAGACGUCCCACCUGAGGGCCCACCUCCGCUGGCACACAGGAGAACGACCAUUCGUCUGCGGCUGGUCGUUCUGCGGAAAACGAUUCACACGUUCAGAUGAGCUUCAGCGUCACAAGAGAACACACACAGGUGAGAAAAAGUUUAUUUGCUCGGAGUGUCCCAAACGCUUCAUGCGCAGCGAUCACCUCUCAAAGCACAUCAAGACCCAUUUGAACAAGAAGGCAGUUGUCGCCACCACCAGCAACUCCUCGCUGUCAGCAGACGCCGGUUCCCCUGCGGCGGGAACAGAAGCCGGCUCCGGAGCAGUGUCGGCAAACGACCAGCACACCAUUGUCACCAUGGAAACCUUAUCUGCAGAGAGCAUAGCUCGAUUGGCCAGCAGCGGAAUCAACAUGAUGCAGGUGGACCUCCACCAGAUCAAUGGCAACAGCUUCUAAUGGCGGUGGAGGAGCCGGACGAUGGCCUCGAAGAUGAUGCUAACAGACACUUGGGGUUGAAAAGGGCACAUCUGACUGUUCAUGCAAAUCCUUUCAAAGGCUUCUGAUGCAACACAACAGACACUAUUUAAAAACUGGGGCAGGAACGUGUUUCCAUCAUGUGGUUAGAAACCAGUCGCAUUUAAGAGUCAGAGGUGGAUGAGAUGAGUUGAAAUGGUUCAAAGAGCCAAUCCAACUCGAUCGUGGGAUUGGAACAAAACAACACAGACAGCACAUUUGAUGUUGAAUUGGUAGCAAGUAGUAUUCUCUCUCUCUACAAGCUUCUUCAGGAGAGAUGACACUACUAAGCCACAUUCUCACACUUGUGUCCUGGGCUGUGAGAUUCACCACAGGUCUGUACUCUCAAAUUGCAGAUCGGCCCUCAUCAGCCCAUAACGCUUAAUGCUUCCCUUCCCCUUAAAACAGAUUUUAAUGAUCUGCAGCAAGGAAUAUUUGCUUGUCAGAUUUCAUUUUUUUUGGGGGGAGAGCUGGAUGUGUUUGCAAACCAGCCACCCCAGUACCAUAGGAAUAAUACGCCCAGUGUUUUAGGGUGGAUGUUGAGUAGAAGGUGGGAACACUUGGUCACGACCAGGUCAGAGCCAAAAGAAGGUGGAUGUGUCAGUGCAAAGAAAUCCUGAGUAACUCUUAAACCUCUUGUGUAGGUACACAAAUUUAAGCCAUCAUGCCCUGAUAUGUUUAUCAUGGCAAAAACAUUUGGAUUUUUUUUUUUUAUGUGUACAUAUAUAUAAAUAUAUAAUUUUUCUUUUGUUUUUGGUAAAGGCUGCAAAACUCAAUAGCAUAGGUUGGAUCAUCUUACAUGAUUGCAAGAGAAUGCCUUUCAGUUGUAUGAACCUCAUGCACAAUCAAUCUUAAUCUUAUGUUAUUACUUUUAUAUAUAUAUAUAUUUGUGUAGAUGAAAUGUGUUAACUUGAGAGCCUUUCUGUCAUAGAAUGAUGUGUUCUAUACAGUCCAGAUCUUCCUAGUACUUCUCUUUUUUUCUGUGGUCUACUCAUCCUCCGCGACAUGUCUGUUUUCUGUUUCUGUGAAUAACCAUUUAUUGUUUAGGGAUUUCUGGUCAUAGUUAAGUAUUUUGUAGUCAUGUCCAGACAGCAUAAACAUUGUUAAGCUCAAAACCAAAGGUUCAUAUGCGUUUUAUAAAAAUGAAAAACUAGGAAAUCUUUCUUUAGUCCGCAAACACUCUAAUAAUUUUUACUUGUGGUAUGCAUGUUGAAGUUGUGGAACUGGAAAAGGUCCAGCUUGAGGCAAACCUCGGACACACAUCCCUUUUGUUGUUGUUCAAAUAAAUAAGUUGCAAAAUA